UAUAUAAUGUCUGUAUUUCGUACUUAUAAGAUCAAGCCAUCUGUCUACAGGAUAAAGAUCAUUGGUGAUACAAAUGUUGGCAAGUUCACUGUUUUAAAGAGAAUUCUGGACUAUUCUUCAAAUGCUAGACCAGUGGAGAAGGAACGUCUAGUGAGUUAUAUGAUGCCAUCAGUGUCGACAUUCGCAUUGGACAUGCCACAACUCAAUGAUGAUCACCCACAUGUGUCAAUCACAAUGGAUCACAGCAGUAGUCUAAUCCCAGCCUUCUCACUGGUGCUGUUUGUCUUUGACGUGACCAACUUGGAGUCGUACCAAAACUUCACUCGUUGGGCCAACGAAUUCCAGCGAUAUGGUCAUCGCACCAAAAUGGUGAUCAUUGGUAACAAGACGGACCUACACCAAUCAAGAGUGGUCACCUAUCAACAAUGUUGCCAGAUGGCACUGGAAUUCUCUGCAUACCAUUACAUCGAGUCGAACCAUAAUCAAAGCAGUCACCUCCUAGACACUCUAAGGAACAUUAUAAUGGACUUGAUCAUGAACAAUACCAAAGAUCCAGAGAUCAGUCUUGUUCCACGGAUAUUGGCUCCACCCGUCCUUCAACCACAUAGCCAAGGCUUUGUUCCAGACUCAUUGUUUCGUUCAGUACUCUUCAACAACGUCGUACUUCGCAGACAAGUGUGGUCAUUCGUUCGUGAUCAAGACCGUAAACUUGGAUUUGUACCUGGAAACAAUCUUGACGCACUAUACAUCACAAGUUAUAAAGGUCAUCACAAGGCAAUCCUCAAUCACUUAAACAACAACAACAACAAUGACAACAACGACUUUGACAAGGACAACUACCUAAAAACGACAGUAUUUCCAUUGACAGUACUACACUUUGUACGUCAUUGUAAGGACAGUGAUAUGGUUGUAAGGAUGUUGAAAGAGAUGGGCGAUCAAUUCACGGCAGAAUACUCUUUUCGAAUUGGUGACGAGAGUUGUAUGAAUGGCGAUGAACAGCUGAUUGGCAAGUUGAUUGAUCAAUUCGAAUGUAGACCAACAAUAAGAGGUAUAAAAUAUGCGAUUAUAUUAGGUAACAUUGGUGCAAUCAAAAGGAUAAUGGACGAUGAGAGGCAACAUUUCAGUGAGCUCAAUUCACUGAUGGACUUGGCAAUUGAUCACAACCAAUUGGAAAUACAUCAAUACAUCAAAUCAGUACAACAACGUCCUCCACAUCCACUAUAUACAUCAUCCAACAAGAGUCCAACAUCAUCACCAUCAUCAUCAUUACUAAAUGUAUUUAAAAGGUUAUGGAAUCCAAAG
Molecule: messenger RNA, 1302 nt
Organism: Acytostelium subglobosum LB1
Lineage: Eukaryota; Evosea; Eumycetozoa; Acytosteliales; Acytosteliaceae
Exons: 1
Molecular function (GO): GTP binding; GTPase activity
Source: RefSeq, a predicted model, not a curated record